Molecule: messenger RNA, 7192 nt
Organism: Triplophysa dalaica
Lineage: Eukaryota; Metazoa; Chordata; Actinopteri; Cypriniformes; Nemacheilidae
Gene: rgs19
Product: regulator of G protein signaling 19
Exons: 6
Coding region: 274-936 (220 amino acids)
Source: RefSeq, a predicted model, not a curated record
UUUCCUCUUUUUGUGUUGUACUCCCCGUCCUCCCUCUUCAUCAAAGAAAUAAAAGGGAAGUAGGAGGUUUUGGGCAUAGCAGACUCAGCACUGCCUUUAGUUCUCCAUGUAGUCAAAAGCCCCCGUCAAAAGCUUUAAUAGAGAGCUGAGAUAUUUAUCCCUCGAACCUGGAGUGAUGAGAGGUCCGAGGCCUGCGGGGGGAUGACAUGCAUGUGUCCAGGCAAUUAACAUCAUUGAGGAUUUUAAGACUAGUAGGCUGCCCUCCGUCAAGCCAUGAUGGACAUUCUGUACACAGGCCCUAUCUCGGCAGACCGCGAGUCUCCGAUGGCGCGGAGCGAGACGUCCCCCAGCCGCGCCCAGCAUCCCUCCCCCACACAGAAACCCAACACCUGCUGCUUCUGCUGGUGCUGCUGCUGUAGCUGCUCAUGUCUCACUGUUAGGAGUGAAGAUGACAGGCGGGGGCGGAGGAAAGCCCAAGAGACCAAGCUGGAGCCCUUUCCAUGUGAAACUUGCACCAAACCAACCGUAGAAGAGAUCAAACAGUGGUCGCAGUCUUUUGAUAAGCUGAUGAAGAACCCGGCGGGACGGAACAAGUUCCGCGAGUUUCUGCAGACAGAGUACAGCGAGGAGAACAUGCUCUUCUGGCUGGCCUGUGAAGACCUGAAGAAAGAGAUGAACAAGAGCUGCAUCGAGGAGAAGGCGCGCUUGAUCUACGAAGACUACAUCUCUAUUCUCUCACCCAAAGAGGUGAGUCUGGACUCUCGAGUGAGGGAAGUGAUCAACAGGAAGAUGCAGGAACCGACCCCUCACAUAUUUGAAGACGCACAGCUGCAGAUCUACACGCUCAUGCACAGAGACUCCUACCCACGAUUCCUCAACUCCUCCGUCUACAGAUCACUGGUGCAGGGAGGGUCACGCUCUUCGUCCGAGUCAUAGAAACCCUCUCACUCUCCACCUAACCCAUUACUCUCCAUUGCACAACCACUUGAGGAUAAAGUACAUUUUUGUGUCGUCAUGGUUGGAUUUUAAUUUUUUCUUUAGUUUUUUUUGGUCAGUGUUGCCAUUUUUGAGGGAACCCCUCGUUUUUUUCGCCAUUUCUUCUUAACCUGCACAGACUCAAACUGGAACACAGGGUUGAAAAUGCAGUUUUGUAAGCUCUCCGUUCCUGUUCCAUCACUCCACCUAUGUGGCAGCAGCAACAUCAGCAUCCACUACUGAUUUUCGCAGCCAUCUUCUGACUUUUUGUUUCUGUUAUGUGUGCACAUGUGUACAAGUUAAGUCUUUUUGUCAUCUUCGGACAUCUCUGGCUGAUGAGAGCUGAAAGGGCCUCUGCAAUAACAUACACUGGAGUGGCCUGACCAGUCAGUUUCUCUCUCCUCAGCCUUCACUUCACUGACCCGUCUACUGUCUCCGUGUUCCGAUUGGCAUUCGAAGCGAGGAGCUGAGGUGUGAUUGGCUGGUGGAUCGUAAUAAGUGCAUAGUGCUGAAUAAAGAGGUACAAAUAAAUAUAUAUACAGGAUAUUAAGAAUGCUAAAUAAUUUACAGGCUCAGAUGUAAUCUGCCAAUUUUUUCACAUGAUCUGUGCUGAUUUUGGGAGAAAAUUCAGGUUCAGUUACUCGAAAUAUUUAAGAAAGGAAUAUCGGGGGUGGAUGUGUACUCGAAAGACGCUUAUUGUUUAGAUAUCUGCAAAGCUUUCUGCACAGUUUCUGUGUGGGCCUGUCAAGCUGAUAUAAACAAAAAAAGAAGGUCCACCAAUUUUAGAAAUGUAAAAAACAUGAGAGAUGAGAGAAUGCCAGGGUCUUAAUUAGACUGGUCACUCACAUUUAAAAGAGUAUUUUUUAUGUUAUUUAUUUUGUUAAACUGUGAUUUGUUUUUUUCUUGUACAUAUAUUAAAGACGAUCUGCAAAAGAUGCAACAUACUGAGCAAGCUCUUAGUCCUGAGUGCUCAAUAGAGCUGUAUCUGUCUCUCACUGUAUGUUCGCAUGUGUUUGUGUGAAGUUGUAUGGUGUGAGUUUCUUCGGCACCUCCUGUAGGUAGUGUGAGGUACUGCCAUAGAGCGUAUUACACGGACCCCUUUCUCUCAGUCUCUGUUUCACUUGAUCUUCUCAGUGUUCUUGGCUUUUCUUCAUACUAAAAGACAAAUGCGCCCUACAUUUUUUCCUUUACAUUGCUGGAUUCAUUGUGCAAAUUUCAUCAGUUCAGGUUAUUCCAAAGAAAUGCUCGUCUUUGUAAUGUUUCAUCUAAAUGUAAUACCUUGCUCCUCCUCUUUUAUGUCCUUCCUGUUCGAUGUGAGCUAUUGGUUAAUGUUAACCUAUAGCCGAAAGCUAUUUAAUAUGGUUUUAGGCUACUAUUGAAAGUAAUGCGCCAUUUAACAAUACAUUAACAAUGCAUAAUGUUAGUGUUACAAGGUGUACGGCAUCAGCCAUAGAUUUUAAGGGACAGUUCACCCCCAAAAAGUUGUUCCAAAUCUGUAAAAAUGUAUUUGUUCUGGUUAACACAGAAAAAGAUAUUUGGAAGAAUGCUUUUACCAAAUAGUUCUUGGCCACCAUUGACUACCAUAGUAGGAAAAAUUGCUUUAUACAUUUCUUCGUUCUGUUGAAAACAAAAUUUGAUACUUCACCGUUCUGGGGCACUUUUGACUACUAUUUAAUGUUUUCAUACUAUUGUAGUCAGUGGUGGCCCAGAACUAUUGGAUGUUACAAGCAUUGGAACAUGCAGAUUUUGAACAACUCAAGGGGGCAGUAAAUGACGACAGAAUCUUUAUUUUUGGGUGAACUGACUUAAUAAAGUAAGUCUCGGAAACACAGGAGAAUCUGAGUUUAAGUCAAGGGGCAUCACAGCACCGUAACAGGUUUAUGCAUCUAUGGUAGUGAUCUGUAACUACAGAAUUAAAUGAAAAUGCGCAAAACAUUCUAAUACACAAUCAUUUCAACAAUAUUUAUCCCUUUAACAAGACCAAAUCAGUUGUUUACACUUAAAGCAAAAAUCAUACACAACAAAACACAAUGGCCACUAUUACAAAGAAUAGAAGAGGUGCUGUAAAACAAAGAUUAAACAGGAUAAAAAGAAGUAUGUUGAAUUAUUUAAAAUGAUAUAAGUGUAAUGCUCAGAUAAAAUAAUUUCAGUCUUACAGUAACUUUAACAUAAUACAUCAUGUAUAGAAUAUACUGAGGGAUAUCAGAUGAUUGGAAUGAUGUUAAUAUUGUGAGAUCUGCUUGACUAUUUGUUUUGUUAAGCAUUUCAUAAUGUGAAUCUAAAAUCAAUCUGUUCUGUGCCAGUGGAUCCACAAUUAUCAAUCAAUGAUCAAAUAAUUGUAUUAGAGUUAAGCCACGUUCAUACCAAGAAAAGUAACUACAUACACCAAUGGCUGAUCAUAAAGCUUGUGCUCUGCAGUUUGGUCCAUUUAAAUAGAUUUUUUUUAGUUUAUUAGCCUUAAAAAUCGCUCUGAAAUUGAUCACCACUGUAGCAUUCAUCUGUAUCUUUAAAAUGAUAUCUCAUUUAAUCAUUUGUUUAAAGUUAUAACCAUCAUCUUGGGUUUGAAAGGGCCUGCUGUCUUUUCUCAGCACUGUUCAGAACAUUGAUUUGUGAGUAGUAUGUGUGUUGAAUCGCAUGUCCACAUCCACUGGAGGUUUUUAUUUUCCCUUAGCGUUGAUCCUUAGUGGUGGUUUGACCAGUCCAAACUGAUCUGAGACCAGUACUUGAGACAAUUCUCAAACAACGUCAGAACUGUCAUUUCACAUUGAAAUAGAUCAAAUCAUCCACGCCUGGUACGUCCUGGUACUUUCAGGAUGCGCUUCUUUGUAAAUAUAUUCUUACAGUAAGAUAUACAAACUAUAUUCAAUCAAGCAAGUUUUAAAGACAGAAUUUACCAACCAUGAGAAUUUAUACGAUUUAGGUAUUUGGCAAUGUUGUCAAACACAGUGUAGAGGAACUUCAUGUACUGCAUUACCAAAAAAAAACUGAUGCCAUUAUUUUUUCUUUUGGUUUCAGUAGUUGCGCAUGAAAAUGUACAUUUUUGAAUUAUUUGUGUAAUAUACAUGUGUAUUUGAAUAUAUAUAUACAUGAACAUAUAUUUAGUAGCCUAUUGCUCUUAUUGUCCAACAUGAUGUGACCAGUCUAACUUAAGCCAGAUGGAUUUCUGAGUGUGUGUGUAUGUUUGUGUGAUUAAAUGUGAAUUUUCAUACAAGACAAUUGCAUAGAGAAAUCCGUUUCACUGGGGCCUUUGGCAGCACACGUCUGAUUUGCAGUUUGUUGUUUGUGCUGGUGAACCUCUCAGUGUUUCACGUGGCAUGUGCACUUUGCGUUCACACUGAAAGCAAACUAAAGCAAAUGUUUUCUUCUAUCCCAGCUUAAGUGUUAUGAGUUCUAUUUGGUGACCCAAAAUAACAUUAUCACCACCGUCUGCACUCCAAUUGGUUGUCACUGCUCAUUUGCAUAAAUGUAACUUUGCAUUCCUCUCUGAAUUAUCGUAAAUACAAGUUUACUAGUUAAAAGUUGCACAUGAACACUCCCACUGGUGAACACGACAUCAGAGGCCGUUUGUGUGCAAUUUUCACCUCUCUAAUUCCGAGAGACACAUAUUUUGGAUAUUUCCCAUCACAAAGAAGUAACGUCUGGAUUUAGAAACAAGUAUUUAAAGUCCCAAUGAAAUCAAAAAUUACAAUUCCUUUUUUUUCAUGAAAUAUUGCAGCAUUUAUUGUAAAUAGAUCAUCAAAGUUGCUCAUCCUCUUUUUAAAUUCGUGUGCCUUCAUAAUCUUCAGUUAAAAUCUAAAAAUGCACUUCCGCCCUCUAGUGACAAAGUGCAAUGGCUGUUUUAUACAUCCAAUCAAAUCAUAGUGUAAAAACACAAGCCACGCCCACUAUUCUUCCCAUUCGAAAUUCUAUUUUACUUGGAAAUGCGCCAAAAAAUGAAAUAAAAACCAUCACAACUUCCGGUUCACGAGGAGUUUAAUAACAUUAAAUAUUACUACAUUAGCCUACUACAAAAUGUCAUAUUACAAGUAUUUAUUAACAUUAAAACAGCGCCGUUACAGAAAUUAUUUCCGGGUUGAGGUGGGAAAUAUCCUGAAUCCUAGGUGUCUCGAAUGCAGCAGUAGUCACAUGGUUAAGGAGUCAUGUUGCCUCAAAUUUCCAACUUGAAUUGAAUAUGAAAGGCUUCUGAUUCCUUUGCAGAUCGCUUUUCAGAGCGGAUGCAUCACAUCAAAUCCGAACGCUUCAGUUAUAAGCAACAAAACUGUAUACACUGAUAGCACGCAAAAUAUUCGUUUUAACAUGUUGCAUCAUUAUCGUGCAAUAAACACAGUGUUCCCCUUACAGCAUAUUCAUCCCUUCUUUCAAGUGAACAGGGCUAGACAGGACAGUUGGGACUUUUACAAACAUUUAUUGGAUUGGAGAGACUCUGACCUAGAGCUGCUCAUGUUUACAUUGAUUUCUUUAAGGUGCCAAAUGAAUCUACAGUAGCCUUCUAACAGUCUCAAAAUAUCUAAAGAAUAGUUGUGCAAGCGUGUGAAUGCAAGAUGAGUCUGUGUCGAUGACUGAUGCGUGUUUCCAUCAUCUGUAUUACGUGUUUAUUCUGCAUCACCACACAACCAAAUUGUCAGAAUUUCCUAUUUUUAAGAAAUUACUUUUUUGUUUUAACAACUGUGCAUAUCACAUGCCAGCCUCAAGUUCACACACUGUAAACUCACAUUUAUUUACAUUCUCUCCGGUUGCUCUGUGAGAUUCUCUCGUAGUAUCAUAUUACAGCACAGAGCCGUUAUACAGCAGAUCAGACUCAUGGACUUCUACGGACACUUAUUUAUUGACAUUAGCAUUAUAUUUUGUAUUAAAAUAAACCGAGUUAUGUUUUAAAAAGCAUGUUUGUAGUUUUCUGGUCCGUUUGUUUGUUUGUAGCCAUAACUGUGUAACCUCUCCUCGACUCUUGGGUGCCAAUGGCAGUGCGGCCUUUUCAGGUUGUGGUUGGGAUGGACUUGCGGUCCCUCAUUAACCCAGGCCAGAUCAUUACCAUUAUUCAAAUAAAUAUUUUAAAAAGAAGAUAUGAUUAUAUUAAUAAAGACAAUUGUGUUGUUAUUCGUUCGCAGCUUUCCAAGAGAUUUGCUGUGACCUCCAAAAGGACUUUGAUACUAUGCCAGCACUUCACAUACAAAUGUGCUUUGAACAGUGGUAUAAACAACACAAGACAUCAACCCAGGGUCACAAGUUUUACUGACACAGGAUUCUUUAAGGAUAAUUUUCCCCCAAAAAUGUAAUUCUGUCAACAACAGUUGUACCCAUUGACUUGAAUUGGUUGUGAGCCCGUACAGUGAAUGGGUUGGGCACCGCCAUUGUUUGGUUACCAAUAUUCUUCAAAUUGUCUUCUUUUGUGUUCUGCAGGAGAAAGAAAGUCAUACCGGUUUGAAAUGAUGCCAAGUAUGAAUAGCCUAAAAUGGUAAUAUGAUCAACUGUCUCUUUAAAUAGCAUUUACUCUAACUUUGACUCCCUUCUCCAUCUGGUUUUGGUUUUUGCAAGUUGUCAAAUGCAAGUUGCUUUUAGUAUACGUCCGGUUGCUUAAUACUAUUUCGUUUUAAACACAAAACUGUGAUUCUUCUUUGGCUCCUUAAAGGGAUAGUUCACAAUUCAAAACCUGAAUAUGAGUAUUUCUUUUGCAUAAUACAAAAGAAGAUAUUUUGAAGAAUGCCAGUAUCCAUACAACAUUGGACCCCAUUGACUUCCAUUGGAUGGACGCAAAAAUAAAGAUUUUCUUUUCUCUUUAAUUUCACUUUUGGGCAGUGUCAUGAAAAUGUAAACCUUAAAGUUUUUACCAGCGAUUUUUACUAUGUUACAGCACAGGUAUUAAUAUUUGGUGGUUCAAAUACCCUCUCUUCAAAUUUGUUUCAAAUUCUUAUUUUUAGUGCAUGAUUUUUCACAGUCAAGAAAGAGAGAUCUUCAGGAUUGUCACAACCAUAACACUUAAUAUAAAGUAACUAUUUUAUGUUCUAUAAAGAGGCAUCCCUUCUCUUCGGGUUCAGGAUUGUGCAUUUUAUUUUACAGAAAUCCUACAAAGUUUAUUGUCUCCCAAAAAACGCGUCCCUUUUUUUGUCACAACUAUAAUUUCUCUUUUUUUUUUCAUCGAAUUACAUUUUUUAUGUUUUGACUAACAACAAGGGUUCAGUAAAAUAUAAAUAUAUGGUUCAAUAAAAUCGUUACAAAUUCA